Molecule: messenger RNA, 5680 nt
Organism: Daphnia pulex (common water flea)
Lineage: Eukaryota; Metazoa; Arthropoda; Branchiopoda; Diplostraca; Daphniidae
Exons: 10
Coding region: 3601-5241 (546 amino acids)
Molecular function (GO): protein binding
Source: RefSeq, a predicted model, not a curated record
GUACUUGGGUGUAAAAGUAUAAAGAGAGUGCGCGGAUACGACCGUGACUGCUACACCUGGGGACAUCUUCUCCUUUCUUUCUUAUUUUCUUCCCUUAUUUUUGGUUGAAAUCCCCAUCCUAUUGUCCUGCUGCCCUUUCCUUUUAAAAAGAGAGAGAGAGCGAAAAACGGAAAAACCAACAUAAGCAAACAAACACACAAGGCAUACAGACUUUUGGAGCUAUGGGGGGAGAGACGGCUAAACUAGGCAUUCUACCUGUACGACCUUGGCCAAGGUGAAUAGUAGAUAUGGAAAUGAAAAAGAAAAUAAAGACUAGAACUCUCGAACUGGUUGCCAAGACGUUCGUCUAUACCGCACUGUGGGCACACUGAUACACCUUUCCUUUGUUGGCAUUUAGACCUAAUUCCUCAAUCUACUAGUUCAGGUUUUUCAUUUGGUCCGGCAUUUGGGGUUGUUAUGUAACACAUUGGGCGGCUGCUAUCGAGGGUUUACGCUGUUUACUUUUGCGCAUGUCAACUUUUCGCGUUUGUAAGCCGCAAGAUUUGACAGUUCCUAUUCACCUGACUUUAGAAUUCCGGAGGAAACAUAAUUCGAAUCACUUUUAAGGGUUCUGUCUCAAAAGUGUAUGACCCGAAUAUGUUUGGGCUAUUUCUUCGUUAUUAAGUAACGGCGGGUUUUUACUUUUUUUUCGCAAUCCGGUACAAGCCAGUUCAAUCUGGACGUCCCGGCGCCGGAUUUUUCUUCGCGCGGGUGGGAAAUCAAUCGAUUAUUGCUGGAUUAUACAGCUGCUAAGCUUAUGAAUAUAUAGAUAUGUUUUUGUUGUAUUUCUGGCGUCAUCACGACGCAGGUGGAAGAAGCAAUGUCGCAUUGCGACCGGAUCGAAGCUCACAACUUUGCGUGUAAAACUUACGAGACGAUGUCGUUUCGCUCUCACUUGCUCCCAACGACGAUUCCCAAGAAAAAAUUGAUUUAAUGAGUCCCAGUUUUAUCGUUGAUCACGAUUCAGCGUGACUCAUGUGACGCAGAAAUAUUUCCUGGCUAUACUCAUGUCAAGUUCUCUACUGAUGUCUUCGUUGCAUAAAUUAUUAUUAUUUCAAACCAGCUCGCUAGUACAUUACACCUGCGUGGAACGGGCCCCCCCUUUCCGAAUCGUUCACUUUCGUGUGUCGGAAUUUUUCAUCCGAAACAUGAGUGACGUCACUUCAUUCGGUGUCAAACUAAGACUGAUGGUAUGUUUCUUAAAAAAACUGAUGAUUAUGUAGUCAGAUGACAAGAAAUGCAACCUCUUGAACGGGAAUCUAUUUAAUGACAGGCGGUGAACGAGCGGCGUUUUGAUUCAAACUGAAUUAAAUUCAAGCGCGCGUGAUCGAACUUGCUCUAGUGAUUUUUUUAAUUAAAACAUUAGAUCGUGUGUAUAGUGAUGAAUUCCGUUUUUCUAUUUUCCCGGUCGAUCAUCGUUCUUUUUAUUUAAAUUUUUUGAGGAGGAAAAGGAAGGAAGGAAAAGGAUUCACGUAGUAGCACACAAAAACACCGCUAUAGUUUGGGUCAAGGUAAAUUCUGAUCCCGAACGGCUGGCGGCCAGCUCCCGACACGCUAACCAUAGAUUUUGGGUUCCAAAUUUCUGGUUCCAUUCAAGGCCAAAGAUCCAAAACUUUUUGCGCAAUCUUUUAUACAAGUCCCACUUACAACUUUUCCUCAACUUCCGCAAGUUUCUUAUAAUAGUAAAGGCUACAUUUAUCACUGGGCGAUGUAGAAUACGAUGAGUGGAAUACCCUGAAAAUAUUGUGGUUCACCUUGAGAUUUUAAUUGUUUUCGUCACGCGAGCAACAACGCAAUAGUCCGAAUAAGGAGACAGAAAAAACAGGAACAGCGCAUAUGUCGGACUGUCCUACUUUAUGACACAGUAAUACACAAUCGGUCAGUACAAGUCGAAAUCGGAAUGGCCAGCAGGGGCUCGGAAUUGUUACCAAUCCGCAAGCCACUAACCCAUUCUCAUUCGUGGGAACUUGCCAUUCUCAUUUCGGCUUGUUCGACUAUGGCAAACCGUAGCAAUCAUUUUCCAGUAUAGGCUAUUCCAUCAUGGAAACCCAUUCUAUUUCAGAUUCUUGGUAUGUCUAAUAGCACGUCAUUAUUCAUGGCUCUAUUCAGAUACAUGUAUGUUUGACCAUUGAUUUGGAUUAUACAUUGCGGUUAGCAUUUUCACGUGAUAGAUGUUGCAGAUAAUAGAGCAUAUACCGGUGCAAACUAGAAACUGUUGGAGGAAUGAGGAGGAUGCGCUACUUUCUAAAAAGUUCCAUCAUGAAAUUGCGUCCUUUUUGUUUGCAUCAGCAGAAAAAUUCAAGGAUAUGGCUAUAAGUAAUUUUCUAGACCGCGUAGCAAAUUUUGGUGCCCAUAGAAUUUCUCUAUCAACAAAAUCCUUGAUGUGCCAUUUACAGGAUAUAGCAUUGAGAUUCCUUCAACUCUAUAGACAUGUUAGGCCUAUAUGUAUACAGCUGCCCUCAAAAUUGAUUUCCUCAUUUCACUCUCUUUGAUUUGGAAUAUUUGAAUUGAAUGAGAACGUCCUCGACAUCAAACAACAAGAUGUUGCAGGCAAAUCAUUUCCAUAAUGAUAAUCGAAAAUACUUUCGGUAUGGGAAAAACCAGUUUUUUUUCCUCAGUUUAUGCGUAUAGUGUAGGUCACCUAUUAUUACCAUACUAUGCCAUCUCACGGGAGCAAAGCUUAACGUGGAACCAAUUUCACAGGUGCUUUUUUCUUUUCGAUUAUAGUAACGUUAAAAAAUAAAUAAAUUCCUUAUUAUAUUUCUUUAAUGUUGUGACAUCUUUGUUACAUUCUUGUUUGGUAAUACGAUUCUUAUCAUGUCACAACUUUGACGAUUUCUAAGUUAAAUUUUUAAUAGCAAACCUGACAUCAUUAUAAGAAGUCUGGUCCAACAUCUGUGUGAUAACGAGUUUUGAGUAUCUAUUCAAUGACACAAAUGAUUUCUAUCAUUAAAGCAGGUUGUAACAAGUUUAAGCUAGUCCGUCAUGCGUGGGAGUUAUUUUUACACUUUUAGCGCGUUUCACGAUAUUAAAUAUUUCGAGCGUGUUUUCCGUCUAACUACUUUACCACGUAAAGUGUCUUGUUAAAAAGAUCGAAGGAUUUGAUUAAAACACCCAUCGUAAAAUGCCUGUCCAAAUGAGCUUGAGGUUUACCAUCAAUCAAGGCUUUUGCGGCUUCUGUUGAGCCAUCCGUGUAGUUCUAGAUGGUGUGGUGCUUUUCAAAAGGCUGUGGCAUCCAUCAUUCAGUGGGUUUGAAAGGAAGUGGGCAGCACUCAAAGCACGUGUUCGAAAUAACAGGGAGACCGACAAUUUCCGACACCGCCGGGGAAAAAUCUGAAUUCCAGUUGGCAUUAGUAUUUCAGACACUCGGAAUCGCUGGUCGACUCUUUUAUCUCUGAGUGGAGAAUAUUAUACUCGCAUCGGAAAUUAUUUGGAUUAAUUGUGUUUUUCUAUCGAGAAUAAUUCAUCUCUUCGCUUCACGCUGGGGGAAAAUUAUUGUCGGAUUGAUGUCUAGACGGCGGUCGCAGAAUCUACCCGAGAUUCGCCAGUAAAAUCAAUAAAAUGGGAAAAGACGAAUCGAUCAAAGACGAUUACGGAUUCACGAGAAAUUCCACUCCGACAACAAAUCCCUCUCGAGAGGAGUCUCCUACUUAUUCCAACUACGGAAGAUCACCUCCCGAUCAACGAAGGUUCGCUAUUGCUCUUUCAGAACUGCCGGCGCUCAAUUUCUACAACCCUUUGUUAAACAACCCUUCGUCAUCCGAGUACAUCGCUAGCGUUCGAUCCAGUAUACGCUCCAUCGACGAAAUUGCUUCCGCUCAUUUGAGCAUGCACCCUAGACUGGCGAGUGAUGGCACGAUCGGCUCCACCAAUCUGACAUCCGCCAGCAUGCAGAUGCCAUACUGGAGCCAACAUUCCGUGAAGAGCGUCGACAGUAGCCGUGCCAGCGAAACGAACCCAAAAUCUUCAGUGACGUUUUCAUCUAAUUUCGUCAGCUGUCGACAAGCAGCCAAAUCGAUUUUGGGAUUCUGUAUCUGCAUGUGGUCGGUUCUCUUUCUCGGAGUCACUAUCGCCACCGUAAUUUAUUUCACUGGGAAAGGAGGCACGAUCUUUCAACCUCCGCAGGCUCCAGCAGCCAACAUAAUUUACGGAGAAUUCCACGUAUUCAAUCAUUCAAUUCUGUUCGAGACCUUUGACGGGAGUUCAGUUAAUACGACAUUGUUUAAAGAUCUCACAAACGAGUUACAGCAAAAAAUGGAUCGCUCGUUUCAGUCAUCACCGCUCCUCUCGGCAUUGUACAAUCGUUCCGCCAUCUUUGGGGUCGUUCCCAACAUCAGUUUGAAAAAUCCUUUGAUCCGAAUUCAAUUUCAGAUCCACCUAAAUCACGCGGAUGUCAUGGUCGCCGAGAAAAUGGCACAUGCUUUCACCAGCGAUCUCCACCGGAAGGAAGGACAUUACGGCCACACGUCUGAGAAUUGGUCAAUUAAUUUGACUACAGUCAAAUUUGCAGAAAUCGUACCGACAAGUGUCAAACAUCUGGUACCACCGCACAAAGUUUUAGCUAGUUGGGGACAAUGGACACAGUGGACGCCCGAAUGUUACUCAGAAACGUCUUGCGACCCUAUGCGGAUGCAAUCACGUAACCGUCGGUGUUUGUUACGGGACAAGCGACCCGACGAGCCUAUUGAGUCGACUGCCAACCUGCCAAACAACGUCAACACACCUUGCAUUGCCGGAUCGACUGUGUCAGCUGCGGACAUUGAGAUCCGACCGUGCAGUUGUGCUGCCACCCGAUUCCGAACGCCCCGACCGCGAAUCUCUUUCAGUGUCAUUCGACCGACAAAGGCGGGGCAAACACAUUUCCGAUUUAGUAACACGUCAAUAGCCACAUUCGAUCAAUUGUGCAGUCAAUGUCGAUCGGGAGAAGUCUGCGUCGCCCGAUUAGAAGAAAUCGUUCCGGUUUGCCGAUGGGCUCCCAACCCGGAAGAUCCGAGCGGUUGCGGAGGUUUUUGUCGUGCAUACACCGAGUCCUGCCUUCCCCUCGGAUCUAAUUCAUUCAAGUGUGAAGGAGUGUCGGAAUGUUUGACCGAUAUCGAGUGGCGUUGCGGCGAUGGAUUUUGCAUCCACAACUCAAAGCGUUGCGAUAGGGACUACAACUGUUUCGAUCAUAGUGACGAACUGGACUGUGAAACGACAAAUUAAGCGGGGAAACCAAAUCACUUCAAAGGCGCCUUUGUUAAAUUAUUUGAAUCGAACACAUAAUCGAGAAAAGCAUACUGCAUAGAUAUUCCCUUCAUAUGUAUCUUUAUAAUGCCUGCUGUGGCGAAACGUACAUAACGAAUCCAUUUUGUCGUUCAUAAGCCUUGUACCUUCCAAUUUCAAACUUUAAUGGAUGUCUGGGGUAUAAACUGGAAAUCUCAAUAUACUUUUUUUAUGUGUGAUGAACGGACCGUAAAAAUUAAUAAUUCCCGUUGACAUUUCAUUAUCGAUUGUAUUUUAAUGCCAAAUCAAGUUUACUGACCCAACUGAAUAAUUGAAUAUUUCUGCACUACUGCCCAAGUAAAAUCGAUUCCACCAUGCAGGAAAUGGCUCAAAUACGAAAAUAAACUACUAGAACGAGAGUCUGGGAAGUUUGAUAAGA